CACAAGGGCAGACCGUUUGACAGCUGUUUGUUGUCUUUUUCUCCUUACGUAAACACCCCAAAACAUUAGGCCUGGUGCAGAACCGGAGGAUUUCGCGAUGUCGGUGGUGGGUUUUGUUGUGUCCCGGUUCGUCACAUGUGGCCAAAAUUUGGCCGGCCAUCGGCUCCAACAGGUACGAAACAAGUGGGCUGACUGGCGUAUGAUCAAGGACCACAAACGUCGGCAGUGUGUGGUACAGCAUGCCGAUGCUCGAUUGCGGGUCAACUCGCUACGGAAGAACACAAUCCUGCCGGUUGAGUUGAGGGAGCUUGCCAGCAAAGAGAUUGAAGCCUUCCCCAGGGAUUCGUCGUUGGUGCGCGUACGGGAACGGUGCGCUGUAACUUCGCGACCGCGUGGUAUCGUUCACCGGUGGCGGGUCAGCCGUAUCGUAUGGCGUCACAUGGCCGACUACAACAAGCUGUCCGGUGUGCAGCGGGCGAUGUGGUAGCUGAUGAACACGUUAGAAUUAUAUAGCAAUACUGCACCAAUAGAGGGAAACAAUUCGGGAAACGAAUGUAUUACAAACAUGUAAAUUUGUCUGUAGCUUCAAAAUGCUAAAUAUGAUUCCUGCAUUUCAAAUAAAGCUCUCGAUGCGCUGCCAUCUA
This is a messenger RNA of Anopheles stephensi (Asian malaria mosquito), 644 nucleotides long. It is a transcript of the gene mRpS14, whose product is annotated as 28S ribosomal protein S14, mitochondrial. The record is from RefSeq and is a predicted model, not a curated record. Gene Ontology annotation, molecular function: structural constituent of ribosome. Lineage: Eukaryota; Metazoa; Arthropoda; Insecta; Diptera; Culicidae. Gene Ontology annotation, cellular component: ribosome; mitochondrial small ribosomal subunit. Gene Ontology annotation, biological process: translation. The transcript is spliced from 2 exons. Bases 98 to 487 code for a protein of 129 amino acids.